Messenger RNA from Torulaspora delbrueckii, 1698 nucleotides. RefSeq names its product RNA polymerase-associated protein (gene RTF1). Gene Ontology annotation, cellular component: Cdc73/Paf1 complex. The transcript has a single exon. NCBI's taxonomy places the organism in Eukaryota, Fungi, Ascomycota, Saccharomycetes, Saccharomycetales, Saccharomycetaceae. Bases 1 to 1698 code for a protein of 565 amino acids. Gene Ontology annotation, molecular function: DNA binding; RNA polymerase II C-terminal domain phosphoserine binding. The record is from RefSeq and is a predicted model, not a curated record.
AUGUCUGAUAUUGAAGAGGAUCUUUUGGCUUUAGCUGGUGCUGACGAGGAAGAGGACGAGGAUGAGGUUCUGACAACGUCUGCGAAGAGGAACAAAACCUCUGAUAAUGCUAGCUCAAAGAGGAGAAAGAUAGCGGUAGAGGGAGCCGAAGAGGAUGAGGAUGAGGAUGAGGAUGAAGAGGACGAUUACAAUCCUGCGGCUGUUCAGACCGAGUCAGGUAGAUAUAGUGAGGAGGACGAAGAAGAUGAAGAGGAAGAAGAGAAUCCAUUUCCUCUUGAAGGAAAGUAUAAGGACGAUAAUGAUCGUGCACAUUUAGAGGGAUUGCCUGAGAUGGAGCGUGAGACCCUGUUGUUCGAGAGAUCGCAGAUAAUGCAGAAAUACCAUGAUCGUAGACUAUUCAGAGAGCGUGGUAGGAAUAUGAAGGAGCAACAGAAGAAUAGACAACUGCGAGAGGGCAACAAGACGCGUUCCUCAGCCAGAACCACGCAUGCUACGGGUCAUUCCGAUUUGAAAGCCUCCAAACUGUCGCAAUUGCGAAAACAGAGGGAACAGAAAGGCCAUAGGGCUAACCGUGACCGUGACUUUGAGGAAGAGGAAGAAGAAGAGGAAGAUAGGUAUGAGGGAAGCGAGUAUGAGGAUGAAGAUGAGGAGGAUUACGAUCCAUAUAACAGAAAGUCACAUCGCGACGCUAGAAAAGGAAGACGAAGUGGAAUGGGCCGAGAUCAACUGGAUCGUGAAGCUGACAUCACUGAUUUUAACAAGAUUAAGAUUGGGCGUUCGUUCGUUGCCAAAUUCUGUUUCUAUCCUGGGUUCAAUGAUGUUGUCAAGGGUCACUACGGGAGAGUGAACGUUGGGGUCGAUAAGCGUUCUGGCCAAACACAAUAUAGAAUGGUAAAGAUCGAGAAAGUUUUCUUUCAAAAACCAUAUAACAUGGGCAAUUUCUUCACUAACCAAUAUUUUGGCGUCACGCAAGGUAAAGACAGGAAAGUUUUCCAAAUGAACUUCUUCAGUGAUGGCAACUUUACUCAGUCCGAGUAUGACCGGUAUUUGAGGGCUCUUGAUGGCGUACACAUUACCAAACCAUCCAUGUAUUCACUCGAUAACAAGGCAAAGGAGAUGAAUGCUUUCGUGUCACAACCUUUGACUGACAAACUGACAGACGAUAUUGUCCGUAACAGAAUGUUGUUCAACAAGAAGCUCUCAGGUUCAAAUGCUGUUCUCGAAAAGACGGUUUUGAAGGAGAAAUUGAGAUAUGCACAAGAGACUGGCAACGACAGAGAUAUUGCGAAAUACUCUAGUCAACUAAGAAAUUUGGUUAAGCGAAUGUCCGCGUACGAGAAGCAUCAUGAGACUGACCAGAGCGGCAUCAAGAAACUUGGUGCUUUGACUUCAAAGAACAGAAAGGUAAAUAUGGACAGGAUCAGGAAUGCUGAGCAUAUUAAGAAGGAAGAUGUCAAUUUCGAUGCGAAGAGCGAUCCGUUUAGCAGAUUGAAGACUAGAACCAAGGUCUAUUAUCAAGAAAUACAAAAAGAGGAGAAUGAAAGAGCCCAGGACAUUGCUAGGCAGAAACAACUAGAUGAGAGCGAAGAAGCCAUCGCUAGGAGAGAGAAAGAGCUCCUGUCUUCUGAUUUCAAGCGUUUAGGCGGCCUGGAAAGAGUUAUUGGCCAAAUGCAACUUCCCUUUACUUUUGAUGUAUAA